AAAGAGAGGAAAAAAAAAAGCAAAAGAGAGAGAGUGCGAGAGAGAGAGAGAGAAACAGAGAGAGAGUGCUUUAAAUGCUUCACUGACUCACCGUUGCCGGAAACUUCAAUUCCCCCCACUUUUCACGGCGACUUUUCUGGCGUCGCCCUUCUCGAAAAGUCUCCCUUACUCCUUCACCUCCGGCUGUCUCAUUCCCGGCGGAAAUCUCAAAACCAGCAGAGCUGACAUUCUUCGCUUCCUUCCUUCAGUCUCAGAUCGAGAGCUCUUUUUAACUAUUUCGAAGUCCAUUUCAGUUCGCUUGUUUAGCUUUAGUACCAACAUUUGCGGGAGGGAGGACAUUUGUUUUUCUCAUAAUAACUGCUUUAUUCCAGUUACGGAGUUGUCUAACAUCGCCAUUUUUAAGGUUCGUUGUAGCGCCAUUGCUCCUUCGCUUGAAACGUGAGUUGUGAUGGAAAUAUAAGAGGGGGCAUUGGAAUUGUAUUUGUUGAAGUGGGGAUUGAAAUGAGAAGGCUUCUGCUGUGUUGUGGUUUGGCACUUAUCUUGGUUGUUUUAUACCCCAUUUCUGUGAAUGGCUUAAGUCCGUCAAUGAAUGACGAUGUUUUAGGACUGAUUGUAUUCAAGGCUGAUGUUCAAGAUCCACAAGGAAAAUUGGCGUCCUGGAAUGAAGAUGACGAGAGUCCCUGUAUCUGGAAUGGUGUCCAAUGCAACCCCAGAUCCAAUCGGGUCUCUGAGCUUGUUCUUGACGGGUUCUCUCUUUCAGGAAAACUAGGCAGAGGCCUUCUUCAACUCCAAUUUCUUCAUAGGCUUUCCCUGGCAGACAAUAAUCUUACAGGCAGCUUAAGCCUCAGCCUUGGCCAGCUUCCUAACCUCAGGACUGUAGAUUUGAGUGGUAACAGUUUAUCUGGACCGAUUUCAAGUGAUUUCUUUCAGCAAUGUGGGUCUUUAAGAUCGUUAUCUUUGGCUAAAAACAAGUUUUCGGGUCAAAUUCCUGCAAGUUUGAGCUCGUGCUCAAUGCUUACUUCCCUGAAUAUCUCAUCCAAUCAAUUUUCAGGGCAGUUACCCGCGGGGGUGUGGUCUAUGCGUGCUCUUAGAACGCUUGAUCUGUCUGACAAUAUGCUGGAGGGUGAGAUUCCCAAGGGCAUUGAAGGUUUGACCGCUUUGAGAGCACUAAACUUGCGUAAGAAUAAGUUUGUUGGUGAAAUUCCUGAUGGAAUUGGAGGUUGUAUAAUGUUGAGGUCAAUUGAUUUGAGUGAAAAUUCUUUGUCAGGAGCGCUUCCCGGCUCAAUGCAGAAGCUUACCUUAUGUAAUGAUCUAAGUUUACAGAUUAAUGCAUUUACAGGCAACAUGCCAGAUUGGAUUGGAGAAAUGAGAAGCCUUGAGGCACUGGAUCUCUCUGAAAAUAACUUUUCAGGUGGGCUUCCAAGUUCAAUUGGCCAACUUCGCUCGUUAAAGCAGUUAAACAUAUCCACCAACACCUUUAGUGGCAUCCUGCCUGAUUCUAUGAGCGGCUGUGUAAACCUUUUGGUAUUAGAUGUUAGUCACAACUCUUUGAGUGGCAACAUUCCUUCUUGGAUUUUCAGAUUGGGUUUACAGCAACUUAUAUUUUCAGAAAAUAGAUUGAGCGGGACUAUGGACAAUGCUUUUGCUGCAUCAAUGGAAAAUUCUCGCCAAAAGGUUGUUGCUUUGGAUAUCUCGCACAACAAUUUAUCUGGUGAAAUUCCUCUAGCCAUUGGGGUUUUUAGUAGCUUGCAAGUUUUAAAUUUGUCCAAAAACUCACUGAUUGGUGGCAUUCCAUCAAAUAUUGGAGAACUGAAGUUGUUGGAUAUACUUGAUUUGAGUGAGAAUCAAUUAAAUGGUAGCAUCCCUUUGGAAAUUGGACGAGCUACAUCUCUUAACAAACUGAUCCUUGAGAAGAAUUUUUUGGCUGGAAAUAUUCCUACAUCGAUUGGCAACUGUUCUAUGUUAACCUCCCUGUCACUGUCACAGAACAAUCUGACAGGCCCUGUACCUGCAGCCGUAGCUAAACUUGCGUACCUGCAGUAUGUGGAUUUGUCUUUUAACAAACUCAUUGGAACCCUUCCAAAGCAGUUGGCAGAUCUUGGCCGCCUUCUUUCCUUCAACAUUUCACACAACCAGCUACAAGGUGAACUACCAGCCGGGGCUUUUUUCAAUACCAUAUCUCCAUCCUCAGUAUCAGGCAAUCCAGGACUUUGUGGUGCUUCAGUCAAUAGAACCUGCCCUACUGUCCUCCCAAAACCUAUUGUACUUAAUCCCAACUCUUCUGAUUCCCCUCCGGGCUCAAUUCCUGAAAAAUUCGGUCAUGAAAAAAAAAUUCUCAGCAUUUCUGCCCUGAUUGCCAUUGGUGCAGCCGUUGUGAUUGUCGUUGGCGUAAUUGCUAUCACUGUGCUCAAUCUUCGUGUACGCUCUUCUGCAUCUCGUUCUGCAGCUGCUCUCACGUUUUCUGGGGGUGAUGAAUUCAGUCAUUCUCCUAGUACAGAUGCCAAUUCAGGCAAACUUGUCAUGUUUUCUGGUGAUCCUGAUUUCAGUACGGGGACGCAUGCUCUGCUCAACAAGGACUGUGAGCUUGGACGGGGUGGAUUUGGAGCUGUCUACAGGACUGUUCUUAAAGAUGGGCGCUCAGUUGCCAUUAAGAAACUUACUGUCUCGAGCCUAGUCAAGUCGCAGGAUGAUUUUGAAAGGGAAGUUAAAAAAUUGGGGAAAGCUCGUCAUUCUAAUCUUGUGACGCUUGAAGGUUAUUACUGGACUUCAUCACUUCAGCUUCUUAUAUAUGAGUUUGUUUCCGGUGGAAAUUUGUACAAGCGCCUUCACGAAGGAUCUGGCGGAGACUACCUGUCGUGGAACGAGAGGUUUAAUACGAUUCUUGGGACUGCCAAAAGCUUGGCUUACUUGCACCAAAUGAACAUUAUACACUACAAUUUGAAGUCAAGCAAUAUCCUGAUUGACAGCUCAGGUGAGCCCAAAGUUGCUGACUAUGGAUUAGCCAGGUUGCUGCCCAUGUUAGAUCGAUACGUUUUGAGUAGCAAGAUUCAAAGUGCACUUGGUUACAUGGCACCUGAAUUUGCUUGCAAAACUGUGAAGAUAACUGAGAAGUGUGAUGUGUAUGGAUUCGGGGUUCUGAUUCUGGAAAUAGUCACGGGGAAGAGACCGGUUGAGUACAUGGAAGACGAUGUGGUAGUACUUUGUGACAUGGUCAGAGGAGCACUGGAAGAAGGCAGGGUGGAGGAAUGUGUUGACGGGAGGCUGCAGGGGAAGUUUCCGGCCGAGGAAGCAAUUCCAGUAAUGAAAUUGGGAUUGAUUUGUACAUCUCAGGUGCCUUCAAACAGACCGGACAUGGCAGAAGUGGUCAAUAUAUUGGAACUGAUUAGAUGUCCUUCUGAAAGCCAGGAUGAUGAAUUGGGAUGAGUUUAGUAGAAUUUCAAACUUCAAAAAGAGUGUGUUAGUGAUAGCUUGUCCGGGGAGAACGAAUCCGGUUUUGUUAUCUGACUAUAAGAAAAUCUUCUUCUUAGAGAUUCUUUAGUCUCUUGUUGUUUUUAGGCAUCUCUUGACCCUUUAGUUGCAUAUUUGCAAUCUCUCCUCUUUUGUUCCGUUCAAUCACCGGAUUCAUUUUCGCCGGGUUACUAUUUAGUGUCCCAUGGGAUGUCACAUUACUUUUUCCUAUUGGCUUCCUACCUCAUCUUCAUCUCUAACUUUUGGAGCUUGUUUUGUUUAUUUAUUUAUUUUUGGGUUCUGCAAAUAAAUGUCAAACAAGAUGUAUCCUCA
Coffea arabica (coffee) is the source of this 3780-nucleotide messenger RNA. RefSeq names its product probable LRR receptor-like serine/threonine-protein kinase IRK. The record is from RefSeq and is a predicted model, not a curated record. Gene Ontology annotation, biological process: protein phosphorylation. Lineage: Eukaryota; Viridiplantae; Streptophyta; Magnoliopsida; Gentianales; Rubiaceae. Gene Ontology annotation, molecular function: receptor serine/threonine kinase binding; ATP binding; protein kinase activity.